This is a messenger RNA of Salvia hispanica, 3047 nucleotides long. RefSeq lists its product as uncharacterized. NCBI's taxonomy places the organism in Eukaryota, Viridiplantae, Streptophyta, Magnoliopsida, Lamiales, Lamiaceae. Gene Ontology annotation, biological process: regulation of DNA-templated transcription; protein phosphorylation. The record is from RefSeq and is a predicted model, not a curated record. Gene Ontology annotation, molecular function: protein serine/threonine kinase activity; ATP binding.
CAGAAAGUAAUUCAGUUUAGAUAGAGAGAGAAAGAGAGAGAAUCGGAGAGGGAGCUACGAGGUGAUUGAGAACAAAUCUGAUUAAAGUUGAGUCCCAGAGGCAAAGGUGUAGCUUGUAGAAGUCGCGAAAAAGAUUGAAUUUUUGAUUGCACAUUAUUCACAUAAACACGAAUUAGUGUUGGGAACUUUUUUAUUCUGAACAAGGGCAGACAUUGGCAAUCUUAGUCAUAGAUCCAUUGCGUGGGUAUAAACGGCGAGAGGGGGAGAGAUAUUCAGAUAGAAAAGGUAUUGAGGGAAAUCUGAUUUCGCUUCUUCGUUUUCAGUUGAAGUUUUCGCAUCUCCGUGAUUGGAUUUUUGCAGGUUUGGUUGGAAUUUUGGAGAAGGGUUAGUGAUAUUUUGCGAUUUUCGAGAUUUGAUUUUUUGAAGUGUCUCGAGAAAUAUGGAGAGCGGAACCGAGCAACCAGCGUCGUCUUCGGCGCCGCCGGCGGAGGAGCUGCUGAAGAAGAUUCAUGAAUUAGAAUUAGGUCACGCGCACUUGAAGCACGAGAUGUCGAAGCUGAUCACGACUUCCACGGCUGAAAUCAUGGCGGCUGAUCGCCGGCAGAAGCAGAGGUCUCACUCCAUUUCGCCGCAGCGGGUGCCGCGGUGGAGGACCGCCGCGGGAGAUGGGAAUGCGGUGGCGGCGUGGAAGAAGGGCUCCGCCACUUUCCGGCAUGCGUCUCCGCUGCAGAGGGAGAGCCAUAGCACUGAUUCGUGGACGGCUGGCGGCGGCCGUGGCGGCGGAGGCCAUGGACCGGCGGCGGUGAAUCUCACGGAUAAGCAGUAUCUGAAUAUAUUGCAGUCGAUGGGGCAGUCGGUUCAUAUAUUUGAUCUCAAUUUCCAGAUAAUUUACUGGAAUAAAAGUGCCGAGAAACUAUAUGGAUACUCGACUACAGAGGCUCUAGGGCAGGAUGCGAUCGAGCUACUGACAGAUCCUCGAGACAGUGCGGUGGCUAGUAACAUUGUGCGUCGUGUGGCAGCUGGUGAAAGCUGGACAGGGCAGAUUCCGGUUAAAAACAAGAGGGGAGAUAGGUUCUUAGCGGUGGCAACGAACACCCCUUUCUAUGAUGAUGAUGAGACUUUAGUUGGUGUUAUAUGUGUAUCGAGUGAUUCUAGACCAUUUAUAGAAGCACAGGCGGUAAAUUCGGAACUCGGUGAUUCGGGAACGGGCUCAAGAUCUAGCAGGGCUAGAACCAUUUCAGGAAAAUUUGGACUUGAUCAUCAGCAGCCUCUACAAGUAGCGAUAGCUUCAAAAAUAUCAAACUUGGCUACUAAGGUAAGCAACAAGGUUAAAUCGAAAAUGAGGCCUUCAGAGAACUCAGAUCGUGAAGGUGGGAGUAAUGAUAGUCAUCAUUCGGAGCAUGGUUUCCCAGAAGCAAUGUCCGAACAUCGAGAGGAUGCAGCUUCAAGUGGAGCUAGUACGCCUAGAGGUGAUAUACAUCCUUCUCCAUUUGGUGUGUUCUCUGGUGGUCAUGAGGAAAAUUCUCCAGGCAAGCCAUCUAGAGAUUCUGGUGACGAGGGCGAAGGGAAACCAGGAAUCUCUAAGAUUCUUAGCUCAAAGGCAGAGGCUUGGAUUGCUAAGAAAGGUUUAACAUGGCCAUGGAAAGGAAAUGAACAGGACGGGGCAGAACCAAAAUCUGGCCGAUUUGGCUGCUCAUGGGAGAACAACCAAGAACAUGAGUUGGGGCCGCAAAAGAGUGCUGCUGACUCAUUAAAACCAGAAAACCACACCGCCAAGACCAACCAUACAGCUAAUAAUGAGGCUCCCGGGUCUUGGUCAUCUUUUGUUAAUGUUAACAGCACAAGCAGCGCUAGUAGCUGUGGAAGUACGAGUAGUAGUGCUCUUAAUAAAAUCGAUAUGGAGACUGACUGCUUGGAUUAUGAAAUCUUAUGGGAGGACUUGACUAUUGGAGAACAAAUUGGACAAGGUUCUUGUGGAACUGUAUAUCAUGCUCUGUGGUAUGGAUCAGAUGUUGCUGUCAAAGUAUUCUCCAAGCAGGAAUAUUCGGAUGAUAUGAUCUUGGCCUUCCGACAGGAGGUGUCGCUUAUGAAAAGACUCCGACAUCCAAAUAUUCUCCUCUUCAUGGGCGCAGUUACUUCAUCUCAAUGCCUUUGCAUUGUUACGGAGUUUCUCCCACGUGGAAGUCUGUUCCGGUUGCUACAAAGGAAUUCGCCUAAAUUGGAGAGGAGGCGGCGUAUUCAGAUGGCUUUGGACAUAGCACGCGGCAUGAAUUACCUUCAUCAUUGCAAUCCUCCCAUUAUUCAUCGUGAUUUGAAGUCUUCAAACCUUCUUGUCGAUAAGAACUGGACAGUCAAGGUCGGUGAUUUCGGUCUCUCGCGUCUUAAACAUGAAACGUAUUUGACAACAAGGACGGGAGGGAAAGGCACGCCUCAAUGGAUGGCUCCCGAAGUUCUUCGUAACGAACCUUCAGAUGAGAAGUCCGAUGUGUAUAGCUUCGGUGUGAUACUAUGGGAACUUGUCACACACAAGAUUCCCUGGGACAACCUCAAUUCUAUGCAGGUAAUUGGAGCUGUGGGCUUCAUGAACCAACGCCUCGAGAUUCCAAGCGACGUUGAGCCACAGUGGACUUCCCUUAUCGAGAGCUGCUGGCAUAGCGAACCCCAAAGCCGUCCUUCGUUCCAAGAAUUAAUGGAGAAGCUAAAAGAUAUGCAAAGGCAAUGUGCAAUUCAGAUGCAAGCUGGUCGAGCUGCUGCUGCCAAAGAAAGGUAGAUAGAUGCAGAUGGCUGUGCAUUCUUGUGCUGUGUUUGUAGCAUUACUCCCACUUGCACAUACUGUAGCAUCACCGGAGAUUCGGCCGUCAGAUUCUGCCAGCAACAUUGUUUGACGAGACAGAUAGUGCAACACAUCCUGAAUGUGCCUCCGGAGGAGGACAUGAUUCACAUUUGUGCUUGAUUGAAUGAUUCGUGAUUCUCAUUUUUGGGUCCAUCUCUGACUAAAACAAUUCAAGAUACACCAUAUAUAAAGUUCCAAACUUGUUUGUUACAAA